AUGAACACAGGUUUGAAAUUGGUAACUGGAUUAAGACAAAAGGCAGUAAGACUCUUCCUGUUCAACUUUGCCAUCAAUAACAUCACGCGAAGAGCAGCCGAUCACUGUCCUGCCGACAAAGUCUUAGCCCCAUCAAGGUCCACCUUGACCGAUCUCGAGUACGCCGACUAUGUUGUUAUAUUCGCGAAAAGCAAUACGAAAGUUCAACGUGUUGUUAACCUUGUAUCGAAGCUGUCUGCAGCCUAUGGACCACGUUUACGCCUAGAUAAAUGUGAGCAGAUGUGGAUAUCUUCGAGACCUCGAACGGGAAUUAGGGUGGACGGACAACCGAUAGAACUUGUCGAUGAAUUCUGUUACAUGGGCUGUAUGCUGAAGAACAACGGCAGCUACGAGAAGGAUAUCCAGCAAAGAUGUGCUAAGGCCAUUUCUGUAUUUAACUCCUUAGCGAAUUGCCUGUAG
Necator americanus (New World hookworm) is the source of this 459-nucleotide messenger RNA. RefSeq lists its product as uncharacterized. Bases 1 to 459 code for a protein of 152 amino acids. The transcript has a single exon. The record is from RefSeq and is a predicted model, not a curated record. NCBI's taxonomy places the organism in Eukaryota, Metazoa, Nematoda, Chromadorea, Rhabditida, Ancylostomatidae.